Messenger RNA from Fusarium tjaetaba, 1023 nucleotides. Its product is annotated as short-chain dehydrogenase reductase family. The record is from RefSeq and is a predicted model, not a curated record. Bases 1 to 1023 code for a protein of 340 amino acids. Lineage: Eukaryota; Fungi; Ascomycota; Sordariomycetes; Hypocreales; Nectriaceae. The transcript has 2 exons.
AUGUCCGCUGAGCUCGAGCAUCAAGCUGCAUUUGAGGCCACCUUUCGGGGCUGGUUAUACCGCCAAUUCACUACCCCAAAUCCCUCACCAAACACUAACACUAUUGAUCUCAAAGGAAAAACCGCGAUUAUCACCGGAAGCAAUACAGGUCUUGGUUUCGAAGCAUGUCGACAGCUUCUCAAGCUAGGCCUUUCCGACCUCAUCAUGGCUGUACGAUCCCAAACGAAAGGCGAUGCGGCAGCUAGCAUUUUGCGAGACGAGUUCCCAGAAUCUACGGUAUCUAUGUGGAUCCUUGAUAUGGAAUCUUGUGAUUCUGUCACGGCAUUUGCAGCCCGAUGUGCCACCCUUCCACGUAUCGACAUUGUCAUUCUCAACGCGGCGUUGAUCAAACCAUCUUUCACUAGAGCAUCUACCGGACAUGAGCUCACAAUGCAAGUUGUUUACCUUUCUACGGCGCUCCUUACGACUUUGCUGCUACCCGUGUUGAAGGCAAAACGGGCUGCCGUUGGCACAAGACCUCCAGUCAUCACAAUUGUUGGAUCUGAACUCGCAUACCGUGCUGACAUUGAGACCGCGGGCCCAGUACUGGAGCAGUUGGACAAAGAUCAAGAUUAUAGUCAAUUUGUAUGGUAUGCAAGGUCCAAGCUACUGCUCACCUUCUUCGUCACAAAGCUUGCCGAAUCUAUCGACCCCAACCAUGUACUCCUGAACAUGGUCAAUCCAGGGACUACGCGAGGUACGGCCUUCCUACGGGAAUUCUCUCCGCUCCUGGCGAAGCUCGCAGGAGUAUUCCAGUACAUAUUUGCCAGGCCUGUGGAUAUCGCUGCAACGACUUAUCUCGAUGCUUGCCUUGUGCGUGGUACAGAGAGCCAUGGGUCAUUUAUCAGCGAUUGGACUAUUAAGCCAGGGAGAGCCCUUAAGGGCUGGGUACUCUCUGGUGGUAGAGUCCUCCCUUUUGCCUUUCCCACUACAGUUGGCAUCCUAUCGCGCCAGGAGGGUCUGCUACUCUACCAAAGUAUUUGA